AUUUGUCAACCACUCUCUCUUCCCCCCUCAUCUCCUCUUCCCCACUCAUUCCUUCCUUCUCCCCUCCCACUCUCUCUUUCUCUUUAUCUUCAUCUUCCUCCCUCUUCCCUUCAAUUAAUCAUGAACCAAGCCGUCGAAGAUUCUUACAACGCCAGUCUAGUUCUUCAGCUAGCUUGCGGUGCCGGCUCGACCGGUGUUGUCUCAACCGGACACCGACGAUGCCGAAGGCGAGAUUUUUCGAAGAAAUCAGAGCCAUCAAUACAGAUUCCGAUGCUCUCCGGCCCAUCUCUGACCCUUGGAAUCUCUGACUCAGUCUACAGCCAAUCAUUCGCCGAGGCUUCUCUCUCCACCUCCUUCUUGAACGUGAAGAAGGAGGCCGAAGCCAGAAGCGAAGAAACUGAGAAGUUCUCGCCGAGAGGUAGUGAUGAAGAAGAUGAAGGAAGCUGUAGGAAGAAGCUGAGACUUUCUAAAGAGCAGUCUGCUCUUUUAGAGGAGAAGUUCAGAGAGCACAGCACACUUAAUCCGAAGCAAAAGCUAACGUUGGCGAAGCAAUUGAAUCUAAGGCCACGACAGGUGGAGGUGUGGUUUCAGAACAGGAGAGCAAGAACAAAGCUGAAGCAAACUGAAGUGGACUGCGAGUUUCUCCGGCGAUACUGUGAAGCCUUGACAGAGGAGAACAUAAAGCUAAAAAGAGAGCUGCAGGAGCAGAAGGCUCUGAACCUGACGUCGGCAGCGGUGGCGCCGAUGUAUAUGAAACUACCGGCGGUGACAUAUACCAUCUGCCCUUCUUGUGAGAGGGUCACCGGUCCCGGCGGCGAUGGGACUAAAACUAUAUCUUUUACGGCGGCGGCGACGGCUAUGGUGGCUAAGAAGACGCUGUUCUUGAACCCUUUCAGCCAUUCAGCUACCUGCUAGCUGACGAAUAUCAGGGGAAUAAAUUACAAUUAUUAGUAGCUUGAACACAUUAAUAGAAAUUCAUAGCUUGUUUUUUUUUUAAAAGCUAGGGUUGUGGGCAGCUUUUUUAGGCGAGCUUAGCUGAAAAAAUUCUUGUAUUUUUCAUCAGUAUAUAUUUUGUUUGAUAUUAUUACUUGGUCUUGAUAUUAAUUAA
Messenger RNA from Dendrobium catenatum, 1108 nucleotides. RefSeq names its product homeobox-leucine zipper protein HOX19-like. The transcript has 3 exons. Gene Ontology annotation, molecular function: DNA-binding transcription factor activity, RNA polymerase II-specific; sequence-specific DNA binding. The coding region runs from base 121 to 915 and encodes 264 amino acids. Lineage: Eukaryota; Viridiplantae; Streptophyta; Magnoliopsida; Asparagales; Orchidaceae. The record is from RefSeq and is a predicted model, not a curated record. Gene Ontology annotation, biological process: regulation of DNA-templated transcription.